Messenger RNA from Procambarus clarkii (red swamp crayfish), 1771 nucleotides. The record is from RefSeq and is a predicted model, not a curated record. NCBI's taxonomy places the organism in Eukaryota, Metazoa, Arthropoda, Malacostraca, Decapoda, Cambaridae.
AUGACUGACUUUGAGGGCUUUGAUAAUGCGAUUUUUGAGGCAUUCAGAGGUGCAAGUGAGGAAGAUUUGCAACUUUCUGAUGUGAAUGAGUGGUUAGAUAAUGAUGCUGAUGAUCCAGGUUAUGGUGAAUUAACUGAUACUGAGAUUAUCCAGUGUGUUACUGGUAAUAAUGAUGAGGAUGUGGAAGAGGAAGAUGACAGUGUGUUAUCUAUUCCAUAUGCUGCAUCAUUGCAAAACACAACUCAACUGAACCUGACUAUGCAGACGGAGCCGGCCCCCAGCACCACCUUCUCCAUCAACGUGGGACUCUUCGACAUCUUCCACGCCUACCAGGACGACUACACGAAGGUGGUGCAGCGGGAGCUGGAGCUGGAGAGAGAUAAGGAGAAGGAGAGGGAGAGAGAGAGAGGUCCCGCUAAACCGAAACAAAACCUAGACCCGAUCGUGGUGGUCCGUCCGGCAAGGCAGGAGGAGUUCGGGAAGGUGUCGCUGGACCUGCCGGGGCUGCGCCUGGCCGCCGUCCUCGUAGAGCGGAUGCUCAACCAGAACAUCUACGACGACAUCUCUCAAGAUUUCCGGUACUGGGAGGACGGGGGCGACGAGUUCCGUCCGCUGGAAGGGUCGUUGCUGCCACUCUGGAAGUUCCACCACGACAAGUCCAGGACGUUCAUGGUGGCAGACAUUUGCUGGAGUCCCGUCUACCCGGACCUCUUUGGCGCCGCCUACACCGCCGGAGACAUUGGUGGACCGGAGGGCGCUGGGAUGCUGUGCCUCUUCACUCUCAAGAACCCCGCCUCGCCUGAGAGAGUCUUCCACGCUCCCUGUGGCGUUCUCUCCCUACACUUCCACCCUAAGCAUGGCAGCAUGGUGGCAGCGGGCUGGAGUGACGGCACUGUGGUGAUGUAUGAUGUCCGCUCCCCAACCGCUCCCGUCAUCAUCCCGUCUACCACCAUGACGGGCAAGCACCUCCUGCCUGUCACCCAGGUGGUGUGGGUGGACACGGAGCCUGGUGAGGACCCCAGCUUCUUCUCCGUGGCACUGGACGGCAGACUGACACAGUGGCACCUCCACGCCUCCGCCCUCCACCCCACUGACCUCCUACACUUCAACAUCGUCGACCAGCUCUCCGCCAGCAUCCCCGCGCCCGACAGAGACCUGCUGGACGGUGUGGCGACGUGCAUGGCGUUCAGACCAGACGAUGCGAGCGUGUUGCUUGUGGGCGUGAACACGGGCGUGGUGUUCCAGUGCUGCACCACCUCGGCCACCCACUCCAUCUUCAGAUACCCCGCCCACACCUCGCCCGUGAGGAAGGUCACCUGGAACGCCCACCACCACCGGGUCUUCCUCACCUGCUCUGUCGACUAUACCAUCAAGCUCUGGCUCCAGUACUCAAGAGCGCCGCUAGUGGUGUUGGACCUGGGUGGGGCGGUGGCGGGGGUGACGUGGUCACCAUACAGCAGCAGUGUGUUUGUGGCAGUGACCGACGAGGGACGUGUCCACGUGUACGACCUCUUCCUGCGCAGGUGUCGCCCGCUCUGCGUCCAGAGCCUUCUGCAGCGGCGGCGGGUGGCGGCCACCUGCGUCGCCUUCAAUCCCUUCCAUCCCAUCAUCCUGGUGGGAGGAGAGAAGGGUCAUCUGGUGGCCAUGAAGCUCUCGCCGAACCUAAGGAAGCCGCACAAGGACUCCAAGGGCGCUGACGCCCAGCAGCUGCAGGAGAUAGAACUGUGCAAGAUGGAGCGCCUCAUAGCCACGGCCAACAAGGGCUGAACUG